CAAGAGCAUCGUCCCAGUUCCAGAUUCAAAAUCAAGGCAAGAUGAAGUCGUGCUUGAACACUACAGCUCUUACCCUUAUAAUGACUUGUCUUCUCAUCGCCAACGUGUUCGGACAGAUCACCUUCUCCAAGAAUUGGCAGCCUGGGAAGCGAGGGGAGAUGUGCUCCCAGGCUGAAGCGAAGGCAGUCAUGAAAAUACGUCAGGUUCUCCUGGAGGAAGCUAAACUAUUCGCCCAGUGCAAGAUGUAUUACGCCAAUGAAGGUGCCAAUGAAGAAUGACUGAACGACGCACUACAGAAGUACAGUUUGGUACAGUUCGUCCAAUUAUCGGCUGUGUGAUAUCUAA
Molecule: messenger RNA, 345 nt
Organism: Ornithodoros turicata
Lineage: Eukaryota; Metazoa; Arthropoda; Arachnida; Ixodida; Argasidae
Exons: 3
Coding region: 42-278 (78 amino acids)
Molecular function (GO): hormone activity
Source: RefSeq, a predicted model, not a curated record